Messenger RNA from Chelonia mydas (Green sea turtle), 1796 nucleotides. It is a transcript of the gene POPDC2, whose product is annotated as popeye domain containing 2. Gene Ontology annotation, cellular component: sarcolemma. The transcript is spliced from 4 exons. The coding region runs from base 442 to 1497 and encodes 351 amino acids. NCBI's taxonomy places the organism in Eukaryota, Metazoa, Chordata, Testudines, Cheloniidae. Gene Ontology annotation, molecular function: cAMP binding. The record is from RefSeq and is a predicted model, not a curated record.
CUGCUGCUCUCUCUCAGUCUCUAUUUUCACUCCUGGAAGGCUGGGGAGAGUGAAAGCAACAGGAGCUCUUUCCAGUUCCAUUCUCUGAUGAGUUCUCUAGCUGAAGCCCUCUCCUUACUCUGUGACUGAACUCUUCGGACCUCUUUCCCUGCUCCGUCUCCUGAAUGCAGUUGGUGGGGGAAGCCAUCUGGCAGGACCGUGCACCUCACCAACAACAAAGAGAAAAAUAAGCCAUUUGGAUUCUCCGGCUUGGGGUUUUUUUUGGUACGAACAAGUUUAAAGUUAUUUUUAAAAUGUUGCUCUGAAGGGCAUUCCAGUGGGACCAGUGAGCUCCAGGGAGAGGAGCUGACAGGCGGCUCCAAUUACAGCUGUCCGUGUAAUUUUUGUAUGACAAUACAUUUGUAAAGCAGGACGGCGGGGAGGGUGGGGGAAAGGGGAAGGAUGAGUGGAAACAGCACCCCUUGGGACCAGAUACUUUUCCAGCCCCCUGUAUGUGAGGGCUGGAAGCAGAACGCAGAGGGAGCAGCCUAUCACCUGGGCAAUUGCAUCCUCCUCCUAGGCUACAUGGGGGGAAGUGGGAUCUUUGGCUCCAUCUAUAUCUUCAGCCUUCUGACCACUGGCUACAUCUGCUAUACUCUGUGGGGCUGGCUGGAUGCAUGUGGACUAGACAUCUUCAUGUGGAACAUGCUGCUGGUCAUGGCCUGCUUGAUUCAGCUGGCUCACCUGAUUUACCGGCUCCGCAAGGACACCUUCUUGGAAGAGUUUGACCUCCUCUACAAGACCCUCUGCCAGCCCUUGCAGGUGCCCUUUGAGGUCUACAAAGAGAUCGUGAAAUGCUGCGAAGAACAGGUCCUGUCACUGGCGAGAGACCAGAACUAUGCUGUGGAGGGCAAGACACCCAUCAACCGCCUGUCUCUGCUGCUCUCUGGCAGGAUCAGAGUGAGCCAGGAUGGACAGUUCCUGCACUAUGUCUUCCCCUACCAGUUCCUGGACUCCCCAGAGUGGGAGUCACUGCGACCUUCUGAGGAGGGAACAUUCCAGGUCACGUUGACAGCAGAGACGGACUGCAAUUAUAUCACCUGGCCAAGAAAGAAGCUCUACCUCCUGUUGGCAAAAGAUCGCUACAUCGCCCGCCUCUUCUCGGCCUUCCUCGGCUACGACAUCUCGGAGAAGCUGUACGCCCUCAACGAUAAGGUCUUCACUAAGUUCGGCCUGCGCUUUGACAUCCGCUUACCCAGCCUGUACCACGUCCUGGGACCCGCCUCCUCAGAUGCUGAGGGAGAGAAGGAGCUGGAAGAGUGGGAGGAGCGGGCCGUGCCCCAUCGUCCGAUGCCCACCUUUGUCCAGACAGCUGCCUCAGCUCCUCCUCCUGCCCACCCCAAGGUGACCCGGCCUGACAGUGCCGUGCUGGCUUCUGGAAGCCUUAUCCGGAGUUACCCCUGUGCCCUCUUCAGAGGACGAGCCCCUCUGGCUCCCACCCAGACCCCAGAACUCUAGGGUGCAACAGUCGGUUUUAAUCAGGAAGCCCCACGCAUGAGUGUAUGCUCCCACACCUCUAACCAGAAAGACGCUCAUUAACAUGCACCUACGUGUCCACACAACACCCCUGCAAACACAUGAAGUAUACGCCUGAGACUGAAGUGUGAUGGCUGGACGCUUUCCACACCACAUUCUGUUCACCUACAGUGACACAAGGGAUGGCUGGGUGUUCCUUUUUGUAUUCUAGUCUUUCACCCCCAUGGUCUGUUAACAGCUCUGUUAUCAGCUCCAUUAAACGUGUUGGAAACACAGCAGUA